This is a messenger RNA of Erythranthe guttata (spotted monkey flower), 1113 nucleotides long. RefSeq names its product Chaperone DnaJ-domain superfamily protein. Lineage: Eukaryota; Viridiplantae; Streptophyta; Magnoliopsida; Lamiales; Phrymaceae. The record is from RefSeq and is a predicted model, not a curated record.
AUAGUCAAUCAAAGGCCCAAUCUCGAUCAAUAUUUCAAUUCGCCGGCAAUUUGUCAAGAGAAAAAAUCAAAAUCUCCGAUGGGUGACAACAGUGGAACCACCUCCUCCGCCAAUCGACCCGCCGCUGCUACCUCCGCCGACGAAGAUCUGCUGCUCAAGAAAUUUUUCGCCGAAGUCAGCGAGGUUGAGCGCGAUAACGAAGUCAACAGGAUCCUUUCAUGCUUCAAGUUAAAUGCUUUUGAAUAUCUUAACCUACCAUUUGAUUCAUCUGUAGAUGAAGUGAAAAGACAAUACCGUAAGCUAUCUUUGCUUGUCCAUCCUGAUAAGUGUAAACAUCCCCAAUCUAAGGAGGCAUUUGGAGCAUUAGCAAAAGCUCAACAACUAUUACUCGACCCUCAAGAGAGGGAGUAUCUUUUAAACCAAGUUACUGCUGCAAAAGAUGAACUUAGAUCAAAGAGGAAGAAGAAGCUGAAAAAAGACACUGCUUCGAAGUUGAAGUCAUUAGUGGAUGAGGGAAAAUAUGAGCAGGAAUUUGAACGAUCAGAGGAAUUCCAGCAGCAGUUAAAAUUGAAGGUUCGAGAACUUCUAACAGACCAAGAAUGGAGGAGAAGGAAGAUGCAAAUGAGGAUAUCAGAAGAGGAAGGUAGAUUAAAGAAAGAUGAAGAAGAGACAAAAGAGCAGUGGAAACGGAAGCGUGAACAUGAGGAACAAUGGGAAGGCACGAGAGAAAAAAGGGUCUCCAGCUGGAGAGACUUUAUGAAGGGUGGAAAAAAGGUUAAGAAAGGAGAGCUUCGACCUCCAAAGCUGAAAACAGAGGAUCCAAACAAAUCGUACGUCCAAAGGCCAGUGAAACGAGGGUGAUUAUUGUGGGCCCUUGUGCUUUCUCUGGUUGACCAGGUGUGAUAUUACUUGAGAAAGCUUGGUAGCCGUAGUAAUAGAAACUGUUCAUUAACUUGUACCCUUUCAGUGGCUACUAAUUUAAGAUGGCACUUUUCACUCGAAUCUUGUUGAGUGAAAGUCCUCGCAUUGUACAAUUAUCUCUCCAACACUAUAUUUACCGUGAUGCUUUCGUAUCCCAAUGUAUUUAUUCUGUUUCAUAGAGUCAACUAUUAA